This is a messenger RNA of Oldenlandia corymbosa var. corymbosa, 1300 nucleotides long. The record is from the annotation of a GenBank genome assembly. NCBI's taxonomy places the organism in Eukaryota, Viridiplantae, Streptophyta, Magnoliopsida, Gentianales, Rubiaceae.
AUGGGCAAAUCUUACCCAACCGUGAGCGAGGAUUACCUUAAGGCUGUUGAUAAGGCCAAGAGGAAGCUAAGAGGUCUCAUUGCUGAGAAGAAUUGCGCACCUCUCAUGCUCCGUCUUGCAUGGCACUCUGCUGGUACUUUUGACCAGGCUACCAAGACUGGUGGACCAUUUGGAACCAUGAGGUUCCAGGAUGAGCUAGGUCAUGGAGCUAACAAUGGUAUUCACAUUGCUGUCAAUCUCUUGGAGCCAAUUAAGCAGCAGUUCCCAACCCUUUCAUAUGCGGACUUCUAUCAGUUGGCUGGAGUUGUUGCUGUUGAAGUUACCGGAGGACCUGAUGUUCCAUUCCACCCAGGAAGGGAGGACAAGCAUGAACCCCCAGUUGAAGGUCGUCUCCCUGAUGCUACAAAAGGCUCUGACCACUUGAGGGAUGUUUUUGUCAAACAAAUGGGUCUCUCUGACAAAGAUAUUGUUGCUCUCUCUGGUGGCCACACCCUGGGAAGGUGUCACAAGGAGCGAUCUGGAUUUGAGGGUGCAUGGACAGCCAACCCCCUCCAGUUUGAUAACUCUUACUUUACGGAGCUUUUGAGUGGAGAGAAGGAAGGGCUCUUACAGCUUCCCUCAGACAAAGCACUCCUGAGUGAUCCUGCCUUCCGCCCACUUGUUGAGAAAUAUGCUGCGGAUGAGGAUGCCUUCUUUGCUGAUUAUGCUGAGGCUCACCUGAAACUUUCGGAGUUGGGAUUCGCUGAUGCUUAAAGCUGUUUAUGUAAUAAUUGAAAACAGUAUAGGGAGCCAGCACCCUAAUUUGAUUUCUUUGGUAUCUAGUAAUUGGGAUAAUUAGUGUUUGAGCUUCCCUUUCCUUUUGUAUUUAGAAUGCAGUUGCGAACUUUGCUAUGAUCAAAUCAUUUCCAUGAAAUGAUUGACUUGCAUCUGAAAAUUACUAUCAGAAAAAUUUCUCCUUUGUCAAGCUUAUUUGUUUUUGAGUGAAUGCUUGAAGCAGUGUUCAGUUUUUGCUGUAGGCCUGCAUCGAACCAAUCCAUCAAAUUAUUCGUUCCGGAGUAAGGGGUCUAUUUUAUGUGAAUCAUACAGGAAUUGGAAACCAUGUAAGGUCUUCCAUUGAGCAUAUGGAGAACUGGAAGGUUGUUUUGUGCUACUUUUUAGUCUUGUAUGUACACAGCAUGAUGGAUAUGUUUGAUGUCAGCAUCCAAUAUUACGGCCCAAAAAACAUCGAUUCUACUUUCAGGUAGUCCGUUAACUUUAGUCUUUUUAAACUCUCACAGCUAGCCCAACAACAUGUUGUGAC